CUCUCUAUCAACCAACCACCCAUAUCAUCGACUUUCUUGCUCUCAUCUAUCAAUCACACGUGAUGGCGACAGAUGAACCAGUUUCCCGUUUGGAGUCACUCCCUGCGGAACUCUUCAACCGUGUUCUAGGCUAUGUUCUUUAUCCUGACCGUUCCGCAAUCCCAGAUUCAUCAACACAGUUCCGCACCUAUCGCUUUGACACAGCAAUUCUGCGCGUCAACAAGGCCAUACACCAGCUUGGAAAGAGCUAUCUGCACAAUUCUCUCUCGUGGAUUCGUUUCGACAUCAACUGGAGCGCAUUCCUCAUCGAUCCGCAUUGGCUGGGUGUAUCGUACAUCACCAUCAAUCGCCGCGACAUACCGCAAUCAUUGCCGUAUUCAUACAACGGUAACUCCAAGCGUCGAUGGAUAGAUCAGGAUGCCCCGGCAGGACGUCUACAUGUACGCGUCGCAUUCCCGCCAGCAACCACCCCGGGGCAGAAGGAAAUUGAAGAACGAACCAGCAACUCUCACUUCACAUCGUCCAUGUCGUUACUUGUGCUAUCGACGGAGUUCAAGCGCUUCCUUAACGCACUGCGAAUGAACGACCUUGCUUUUUGUAAUCGCACGUCUUUUGGAGAGACCGCUGCUGAAGGAAUGCCUGCUGAUCCUGGGAUAUCAUUCGAUAUUCGUGUUACAGUUGGCCAGGAGCUUGCCAAGUUCAAACAUCUAAUUCACGAGUUUCGAGUCUUUCACGGACCACCUCAUCAAUGCAAUAUAUUAACUGCAUCGAUCGUCACAAAUAUGGAUUCCGUACUGAGAUUGCGUAACAGCGAGGUAGCACGCUUACAGACGUUUUGGGAGGGCGUUUCACACUUGUUCUAUCUGAAGUGGAAGGGCGAUGAGUAUCUGCGUACGAAACAGUAUUCCAAUGCUUACAUGUGCUAUGAUGCGGCGUUGUCCUUGGAGAAAUACUGGCUAGCACACGAUUCGAAUUCAUCGAAAGAGAGGUUCUGGAAGCCUACUGAAGAUAUAGCCAAAGUGUUUGGGUUAUCUGUUGCUUGCAAUAUUGCCAUAGCUGAGGUCGCUGGAGGGCUACGUAUGGGCAAGAAGCGUAUCCGCGGCAAUAGCAUGUUACAACACCUGCGUACACUGUUACACACAACAAGAUCGAUGGCACUCAACACAAUGCUGGCAGUCAUAUCCACCGCGGCUCUGUUUGAGGUGUUCACCGAAGGACAUGAUCUCAUGGCAACACGACAGAUGCUGGAAAUGUUUACUACGGCAUGGGAGCUGCAUCAUGGGACAAACUGUGCGCAUCGCGCUUCAACUGGCUUGGGCAAGAUAUACAGCUCCGCCAAGUUAGUCUUGGAUGCUCUGAACGAUUGUCCGAACCAUCCGAACGAUAUCGGAAAGCGUGUUGAACCUUUGCGUCCUGUUGCAAAAGGCGUAAACUUCGAACCGAUGAAAUGGGCAGUCCACGAAUCACUAAUCCCUGAGCGUCUCAAACUCCGUACCAAGCCUUUUCUAACGACGGUCCAGAUCAGGAAGAAUGGACAUUACAUCAUACCAUCAGAUAUUUUGGUGGUGAUCCCGGGAUUCAAUCAGCCCAGUGAAGAGGCGACCCGAAAUGGUGAGGAGGGGAAGAGGUUCUUGAUCUGAAGCAUCUGAACGCGUCGAAUUAAGGACCAAAUUGUAGUGAUUUUUCUUUGAAGCAACAGAGCCUGGAAAUAUGAGAGUACGUACGGCUUCGAUACGGCUCAUUGGUAGGAUGGACGUGUAUUAAUAAGAGUUGAGACAAGAGAAAAUAGGUGCAACUCAUGUGGUUUUCAGAUUAACGAACUUCCGGUUCGCAGGAUAACAUGACAGCAUAUGGAGGCUUCUAGGAUACCGACGACAUAUGACGUUGGGUACGUUUUGUUGUGAUAUGCAUGAUGAUUUACAAAUAUGAUGCCU
Messenger RNA from Dothidotthia symphoricarpi CBS 119687, 1934 nucleotides. RefSeq lists its product as uncharacterized. Bases 63 to 1640 code for a protein of 525 amino acids. The transcript has a single exon. The record is from RefSeq and is a predicted model, not a curated record. NCBI's taxonomy places the organism in Eukaryota, Fungi, Ascomycota, Dothideomycetes, Pleosporales, Dothidotthiaceae.